UUGUCAGUGAGAGAAAUCUUGGAGCCUGCUAUAUGCCUUGCUGAAGAUGGUUAUCCUGUACAUCCCAUAUGUGCUUAUUCCUGGGAGAAGGGUUCCUUUCUGUUGAAAGAUCCAAAGAAUAUAUAUGGUGGAGAUAUGUUAUUGAACGGCAAGGCACCUCGGGUGGGAGAAAUCAUGAAAAUGCCACUACUGGCAAAUACUUUUAAGGAGCUCGCCAGUGGUGGCAAAUCAUCAUUUUAUGAGGGGAGGAUUGGUGAAGCUAUUGUAAGCGUGGUUCAAGAACAUGGCGGUGUCUUGUCAUUAGAUGAUCUAAAGAACCAUACGACUACGUACGAUGAGCCGAUAAGUGUGGAUUACAAAGGUGUACGUGUUUGGGAGAUGCCACCGAAUGGACAGGGUAUUACAGCCCUCAUGGCACUUAACAUUCUGGAAGCAUAUGAUCUUAAAGGCAUGGGUCACAAUUCAAGUCAAUAUCUGCACACAUUGAUUGAGGCACUCAGGUUGAGUUUUGCCGACACUACUUGGUACUGCACAGACCCAUCAAAAGUAAAUGUACCAAUCAAAGAACUGCUUUCUGAAAAGUAUGCUGCUGAGAGAAGAAAGCUGAUUGACGGGAAAAG
Molecule: messenger RNA, 620 nt
Organism: Saccoglossus kowalevskii
Lineage: Eukaryota; Metazoa; Hemichordata; Enteropneusta; Harrimaniidae
Biological process (GO): glutathione catabolic process
Molecular function (GO): glutathione gamma-glutamate hydrolase
Source: RefSeq, a predicted model, not a curated record